Messenger RNA from Pseudogymnoascus verrucosus, 2393 nucleotides. RefSeq lists its product as uncharacterized. The coding region runs from base 823 to 2184 and encodes 453 amino acids. NCBI's taxonomy places the organism in Eukaryota, Fungi, Ascomycota, Leotiomycetes, Thelebolales, Thelebolaceae. The record is from RefSeq and is a predicted model, not a curated record. The transcript is spliced from 10 exons.
AGGUGAGGUAAGUGGUUCGCCCGCGCUGUGGGGUUUUUAUUUGCUUCUCUUGGGUUUAUCUCCCUCUCUCUUGCUCAACGUCUUGCAUAUCACUCUCAACAUAUAGCGUGCUACUUUUCUUGGUGUCUACUUGCUCGUCUACUCGCCCGCGUCUGGUUUUCAGAUUGGGCUCGCAUUGCUAUCACAGGACUGUGGUUGGGAGAGUUGGAUCUUCGGUCGUACUUUCGUUUACGUUUUUUGGUCUUUUUGGGUUGCUUUGAUACUUGAGGACGUCACGGGAGGAUAAUAGGUCUGCAUACCGCUGCGAGGAGACGUGGUUAAAGAUACCUACUUCUCUCUCACCCCCCUCCUCGGUCUCUACACCAGUCGACGUGGAGAUAGAUACCUAUACUCCCCAUCCUCGGUCUCUAGACCAGUCCAUACACCGUCUAGAAGACUGAUAGGCAAGAUGAUGGCGAUGUCGAAUCCGGAUAGAUUGCUCUGAGCGAGUACGCAAUCGGAACUGACUCGCCCACUGCCAAAUCACGGAGACGGAUAAUACACACCUCCCACGCUCACGCAUUGGCAACGGAAGAGACCUGCACUCUGCACCCGUUUGGUUUGGAUAAGGGUCUCGAUCCCAUCUAUAGAGACACGUCAGACGCUCUCGGUCUUCUCUGUCAGAUUCGGACUCUGACCAUCUCCAUCUCAUCCCGCCGCCGCCACCGCCGUUUCAAACUCUCACUUCAAGACCCAUCGCCGUCGUCACCUCAGCACCGGCGACGACAACAGACUCGCCCAUCUACCAUCACAGCAACAGGCACAUGUAGCCACCUCCCCACCAUGGCCGAAACAGUAGAAUGCUGGUGGCUCGCCAAACGCGCCGACGACAUCGCCUCCGCCCUAACCCGUAUCCGUCUCUCCCUCACCUCCAGCUCUCACGCCGACAUAACCAACGUAAUCAGCGAAGUCCUUCACUCCGGCUCUCUCCUCCGCGACCUCUCCGAUCUUUUGAGAAUCUACCGCGACCGCGUCUCCCUCGUGCGCGGCUUCCUUGGCAUCCUGGCGCCCUGCUUUGAGAGGAGUGUGGAGGAUAUCAGGUAUUUGCUGGGGGCGAAGGGGAGUUUGAGGCAGGUGUGGGGGGGGAUUGUGGAGAGGAUGGAGAGGGAAGGGGGGGGGAGUUUGUAUACGAGGUUUAUUAUGUAUAAUGGGUAUAUGGUGCAGUUGGUGAGGUUGUUGAGUAGGCCUUCGAUGUAUGAAGCUACGGUCUUGAAAUCUCUUAUUGAGAAGACGUUGCGGUUGAGAGCUGCUCGUGGGAUUGAAGCUCCGCGAAUCCUCCCCCUCCUACCCCUAUCCUCCCAAGUCCGGAUCCAACAACCAGGCCGAAUUCACUGGGCUCAGCAGAUUUUUGAUCGUAAGCACGCGAUGACGAGGAUGAGGCAUCAAGUUGUAUCAUGCUGCUACGCCCCCUCCAUGCCCGACGCCGCCCUCGAAAUCCCUCCCGGCUCGACGGUGCUGUUCAAACUCAAAUUCAACCAAAACACCCUCUCAGUAGUCCUCUACCUCCCCCCCUCCCCCCCCACCGCCGCCCGGCUCCUCUGUCGCUGGACCGCUCGCGACGGUUCCCCGGCUUACGCAUCGCGCGGUCUCCACGAGCUACGCAUAAAAAGGAAGGGAUGUGCGUUGAAGCUUGAACGGUGGUCGGCGGAGAGGGGGAAGCCGGAGGAGUGGUUGGUGCUUUAUUUUAAGGGGUGGGAGAAAAUGGUCCUCUUCCACGACGUCUUCGCGGUGCUCAAACAGCACUGUCCACGCACCGUAAUGUGCGACCCCGAAGAACUGAUGCUGGGAGAAGAACGAAAAUUAUUCCGCGGCCGCAUAACCACCCCCACAACCCCCCAAAUCCUAACCCUCUACCACGACAAACUAACCUCCUCCCCCCGCCUCUCCGCCACCCACCCCAGCGGCCCCCUAAAGCGCUCCCCCCUCUGGACAGCCUUCAUCCCCGCCUCCUCGCUGGACGCCUCGAACAUCAAACGACAUGGCCGGAAAGUGUUACUGAAGAAAUUGGAUAUGAAUGUUUAUGAGAAUGAGUAUGAGGGGAGGAGAGGGAGGGGGGGGGAGGUGGUUUUGGGGUUUUGUGAGGAGACUGAUGCGGAGGCGUUCCUGACAGCCUGGAAAGCGCUGGCGAAGGAAGCAGCGCUGUGAAGACGCCGAGGCACUCCUGAGUGCCUGGCGCGCCCUGCCGGAAGAAGAGGCGCUGUGAAGGUUAGGAAUGAUUUGAGGGACUUUUUUUUUUUUUUUUAAUGAAGGGAAAUCUAAAUUGUUUAUAUACGUUUUGAGAGAUUAGGAAGGGAAGGGGGAGAUAUGCAUUUUAUAAUCCAAAUUGUAAUUUUUCACGUCAUAGUCACUAAAAU